Schizosaccharomyces octosporus yFS286 is the source of this 2274-nucleotide messenger RNA. Its product is annotated as STE/STE20/YSK protein kinase Nak1. Gene Ontology annotation, molecular function: ATP binding; protein kinase activity. The record is from RefSeq and is a predicted model, not a curated record. Gene Ontology annotation, biological process: protein phosphorylation. The coding region runs from base 169 to 2046 and encodes 625 amino acids. Lineage: Eukaryota; Fungi; Ascomycota; Schizosaccharomycetes; Schizosaccharomycetales; Schizosaccharomycetaceae. The transcript is spliced from 3 exons.
UUGUACUCAUCUCAAAUAACAAAAUUGUAAAUCCGUGAAACCCUUCUCUACCACCAGUUUCCCCCAACUACCAUACGAGACUAAGUAAACUUUUUAAUCGCAUCGUCAGGUUAAUGAGAAUAGACAGAUAAAAUCUUCAUGUUUGUUUAAAAAAGUUAAGUCAGGACUAUGGAACAUCAGUCGGCAGCUUGUGCCUACACAAAAUUAGAGAUUGUAGGCCGUGGUUCAUACGGUGCUGUAUAUAAAGGAUUUCGUAAUGCUACGAAAGAGAUUGUAGCUAUUAAAGUCUUAAAUUUGGACACAGCAGAAGAUGAAGUGUCGGAUAUUCAAAAAGAAAUUACUGUUUUAAGUGAAUUAAAACAACGUGAAUCUGAAAAUAUCGUCAAAUACCAUGGUUCGUACUUGGUAGGUACGGAUUUAUGGAUUAUUAUGGACUAUUGUCAAGGGGGCAGCGUUCGUACUUUGAUGGAAGCCGGUCAAAUAACUGAGCCUUACAUUUCAAUUAUUCUUCGAGAAACUUUGCAAGCUUUAAAAUUUAUUCAUCAUGCUGGUAUUAUUCACCGUGAUAUUAAAGCAGCGAACAUUCUUGUUUCCGUGUCUGGUAAAGUCAAGCUUUGCGAUUUUGGGGUUGCAGCUGAAAUAAACAUUAAUAGCAGAAAACGAACAACUUUUAUUGGAACUCCUUAUUGGAUGGCCCCAGAAGUCAUCCGUGAUGGACAAGAAUAUAAUGUUAUGGCUGAUAUAUGGUCGUUAGGGAUUACGGCCUAUGAGAUUGCUACAGGUUCUCCUCCUCAUGCCAAAGAGGAUCCGUUUCAAGCGGUUUUUCUCAUAGCCCACACGCCUCCUCCGAAGCUCGAAGGAAAUUUUAGCAGCUUAUUAAAAGACUUUAUUGCUUCUUGUUUAAAUGUCGUACCGGAAAAACGUUUGGAUGCCUCUGAACUUAUAAAGUCAAAAUUUAUUAAACAACACGCACGUCAACCUGAAAAUGAGCUAUGCAAUCUGGUUAAACGUUAUGAGCGUUGGCAAGCAGCUGGCGGUGUCCCUGAAACCCUAAAGACUCCAGUCGAACCUGAAUAUGGCAGUGAUCAAGAGAAUGACACUUCUGAGACAGCUUUUGACGACGGUUGGGAAUUUGGGACUAUCAAACAAUCACCGCAGCAAAAUUCCCCAUUGUCUUCGGGUUCUGCAACCCCAACAUCAAAGCAUUUUUCUUCUAUGUCCAACUCUGGUGCAGAGAAUGAUUCUCAUCCUCUUUUGCAGCUAUUUCAGAAUAGCUCUAUAAGCAACGAGGAUUCCUCUCACAUGAGCGAGGGUGUUACAGAUCAAGAAUCAAGUACUGAGCCUUCAUAUUCACAAAUUGAACUACCGAGUUUUGAUAAGGAAAAUGAAAGUUUCGAGAGCUUGUCAAAUGUCAACCCUAAACAAGCAAAACCCCAAGAAGAGUCAGACUUGAUGAUCAAUCGAGUUAGGGGGAAUAUAAGAGGUUCCACAGACCAAAAUAUGAAGCGUCCGCUACCGCGGGUUGUCCAAAGGCAAAUGAAUAUGGGGAAAAGAGGCAUAUCUAUGUCUCCUAUGAAAAGUCCGCUUCGAUUCCCAUCUUCACUAGAUCCACAGUCUAGGAGUGUUUCCCUGAGUGCUUUUGAACAAGCAAACGCACCUUCAGUAGAUUCAAACGUCCACAAAUUACAUUCCGGCGUACCACCAAUAGAUGUUACUCGGUCUUCUAGUAAUCAACCAACAAAAGCUACUUCUCCACCGAUCCCCGUGCAUUCGGUCAACUCACCUGCUAUAAAGCCUUUCAACUCAAAAUUACGAGCACGCUUACCCCCAUUGUCUAUUAAUUCCCUUCAGUCGAGCAUUGCAAUAAAUGAAAAUUAUGAACCUCCUCCUGUUAAGCCAUUACCAAUGGAAUUAUUCGAUGAUAAUUUUCAAAACAUAUACAGUAUGAAGUCUACUAUGAAAACGGAAUUAGACAAUCGCUUAACAGAAAUGGAUAUCUACCUAAAAGGAUUGGAAGUGAGUCUCACCAAAAAAAGGGACUUCUAAUGAUUUAUUACGAAAAUGUUUUAAUUUAUAAUUUAUUUAAGGUUUACAAUAUAGAAGCAUCAUUUUCCAUAAUUGAGUAUGCAGCUUAAAUUUUUUGAUCACAUUUUGCAAAUUGCUAUUUUGCAACGGAAAUCCAAAUCGAUGACCCAUAAAAAUUUCAUUAAUAAACAACGUCUAGGUUUGACUCUAUGUCGUAUAAUAGACUCCAUAGACCAUACCACUUUCAUU